This is a messenger RNA of Eimeria acervulina, 1353 nucleotides long. Its product is annotated as acetyil CoA acetyltransferase/thiolase, putative. NCBI's taxonomy places the organism in Eukaryota, Apicomplexa, Conoidasida, Eucoccidiorida, Eimeriidae. Bases 1 to 1353 code for a protein of 450 amino acids. Gene Ontology annotation, biological process: fatty acid beta-oxidation. Gene Ontology annotation, molecular function: acetyl-CoA C-acetyltransferase activity. The record is from RefSeq and is a predicted model, not a curated record. The transcript has 7 exons.
AUGAGGAGAGAUUUUUUGCCUCAGAAAGUUGUAGUCUUGGGGGGAGCCCGUACUCCUAUCGGCAGCUUUCUGGGGGCACUUCGAGCUGCGCCGGCAGCGAGGCUUGCUGCUGCUGCUGCAGCAGGAGCCCUCCAGCGUUCUGGAGUUGCUCCUGCUGAGAUUCAGCAGUGUCUAGUGGGCCAGGUGAUUGCCUCAGGGCAGGGGAAGGGAGCUCACCGGCUUGCGUUGCAGCGCUCAGGCAAGUGCUUCUCUAAUAUCUCUCCCUCUGUUGCUGUUGCUUCAUCACCAGCUGUCCUGGCAUUUGCUGCGCCAUGCCUGUGGGGCCUUUCUGCAUGCUGCCUUCUUCUGCCGUUCCGUUUCCGAAUUCCCUAUUCUGCUUCUGUCUACGGAGUGAACGGCAGUUGCCCCUCUGGCCUCAAGGCAGUCUGUUUGGCGGCGAGUUCCGUAGCUUUGGGCGAAACUCCUUUGGCUUUAGCUGUCGGCGUUGAGUCCUUGAGCAACGCUCCUUACCUGCUGUUGAGGGCGCGACAGGGCGGCUACAAACUGGGAGACGGUUCGUUAGCUGAUUCGAUUGUCCUCGAAGGCCUCAGAGGGUUUGAAAAUCAGAAGCCGCGUGGAACGCGGGCAGAAGCGGCGGCAGUGCAGUUGGGGAUAUCUCGAGAGGAAUGCGACAAGUACGCAGUGCAGAGCUUCAAGCGUGCAGCAGAUGCGGCGAGCAGCGGCUUCUUUCGUCUCGAGGGUCUUCUACCCUUCUCCACGGCAUCUUUAGACAUGCCUAGCCAGUGUGCGAUUUGCGCUGCAUGCUCGCCUCAAGUGCCGCAGCUGCAACAGCACCAGGAACGCCAUUUAGCAGUCUUCCGUCACCGCCGGCAACAGCCGCAGCAUCAAGAGCCGCCGGGGGUGCUGCAACAGGAUGAGGAGGUACAGCGCCUGUCACUGGACCGCCUUGCUUCGGCAGAUCCGGUGUUCGGCCCUGAAGGGCUCACCACGUCUGAAAAUGCCUUUAAGCUGGGGGACGGUGCUGCAGCAGUAGUGCUAGCAGCUGAUGAAGAGGCGAGAAAAAGGGGCUUGAAGCCGCUGGCCAGUAUUAUGCGGGUGCAGGCGGAUUUGUACGAAAUUCAUGAAGUCUUUGCUGCGCUGCCUCUGUUGCUGAUGCGUCGGCUGAGUCUCUGUCCCUCCCGCGUUAAUCUUCACGGCGGGGCGAUUAGUCUAGGUCAUCCUCUAGGCAUGUCGGGAGUGAGGAUGCUGCUAUCUUUAACAGCUGCCCUGAAAGCGCGGGACCUUCUCUACGGUUGUGCAGUCAUCUGCAACGGGGAGGACUCUGCCACGGCGAUCGUGCUGGAGGCUCUUUGA